ACACAGCUGUUCUUUAAUUUUACAUGGUAAUGGCUCAUGGCGUUUGUGUUUGUAAAAAGAAAGUAAGGUUAUGAUUUAGAAUAUUUUUUUACAUUCAGCAUUACUUUCAAUUAAUAAGGAAAAUCAAACCAUACAUAAGGAUUAUAAGGGACUUAAAAAGUUUUUUAGGCUACUCUUUGACAGCUUGACUGCAUAGUCACCUCAAUCUCAUGUUGGAAGUAUCACUUUGAGAGGUAACAUGGUUUUAGGGCUGAGUUGUAGGCUUUUCAAGCAAUCAAAGUCACUGAUGUGCACUGUUUCUACAUUCAGCUGGAAUCGCUGUGACUCUGUUCGAAGGAUUUCUAUUUAUUGUCCCAAUUACAACUCAAAUCACGACAUUGAUAGAAAUGAAGAACGUCCCAGUUUUGAACAAUCACCUGAAGAUCCAGUUCGGGAUACGCAAGAUCCAUCAUUACAGAAGAAUCAAUAUGCAAAUUCCCCAGAAGGAUCAAAGAUAUUGAAGACAGCUGUGAUAGGACCACCGAAUGUUGGAAAGAGUACACUCAUUAAUCAGAUAAUGGGUAGGGCGGUAUUUGCAAUAUCAAGCAAGGCUCACACAACCAGAUGUCGUGCCAGAGGUGUCUGCAUAGAGGAUAAAGUACAGCUCAUUUUCCUCGACACUCCUGGUCUGGUUGGAGGGUCCGAGACUCAAAAAUUCAAGUUGGAGAGAUCGUUCUUGAUUGAUGGAGAGUCUUCAAUCGAGGAGGCCGACGUCAUGUUGGUCGUUCACGACGUGUCGCAAGGCCAGUACAGCAUGAAGUUGGACCAGCAUGUGUUGAGAUUGCUCCAUAUGCACAAAAAUAAACCAGCGGUUUUAGUCAUGAACAAGAUUGACUGCAUAAAAUCGAAAGGAGUGCUCCUAGAUUUUGUCGACAAGCUCACUGGUUCUGGCCACAGUAAAAAAGGGUUCAAUGUGCUGAAGGAUGAAGUCUGGGCUCCAAAAACUGAGUUUAGCAUACAGAAACAGGUGAAACUGAACAAAGGUUGGCCAUUCUUCAAAGAAGUCUUCAUGGUUUCUGCUUUAGAUGGAAAUGGCAUUGGUGAUAUCAAGGAAUACUUAUUGCGUUGUGCCCAGCCCGGUGAAUGGAUAUUCCCGCGGAAUGCGUUCACAGAUCAGAGUUUCGUGAAAAUAAUCGAGCAGACGGUUCAGGCCGCUUUACUUGAUAAUCUGCCUCACGAGGUGCCUUACAAUCUCACGUCGCAAAUGGAGUACUUCGACCAGAAAAGAAGAAGGCACUAUAACGACAGUGGUAUUGAUAGGCUGUAAUACGCAAAGGAUAGAAAAGCUAGUGGUUGGUCAAGGUGGUAGGAAAAUUCGGAAAAUCUCCAAGGAAGCCGAGCAGCAACUGCAGAAUAUAUUCAGAGUGCCGGUCCGGUUAAGAGCUGUCGUUACGAAAAAGAAGGACAGACAAGUAGACAUUGAUGAAGUGUUAAAGAAUAUCGACGUUCAAUUGAACUGAACUAUUUGUUAGCGUGUGAGUGUUUAUGAGAGAAACUAUUUUGGUAAGACUUUGUGUCUCGGACUUUGAAACUGUUACUGUCACCAUUGUGAACUUUCUCUAAACUACUGAAAAAUAUAGCUACUAUUUUCUGUAAUUGAUACAAAUCAACCAUUUCCAAGAAAGCUGUUAAUAAAAAAAACAAAAGUUGUUAGCCAUUUAUUGAAAGUUUCGGGGGAACUCACAUAAUAGCUUCCUGUCAAAUAUUUUUCAUCUCUAGUAGUGAUUUUUUUUACAAUUCCUAGACAAUAUAUAAUGUAACAUAAUUUUUCUUGUAUAGAGAAUUUAUCCAUUACAAGUUCUCUUGUAGUUUUUUAACGUCUUAGUUGAAGACUAAAAUAGUAUGUCUAGGUUAUGCAUCUUAGUAUGCCUACUGUAAAAUAUCUUCAUGUACAGUUGAAUAUAUUCGAAUAUGUGUUAUAUUGA
Nilaparvata lugens (brown planthopper) is the source of this 1964-nucleotide messenger RNA. Its product is annotated as GTPase Era, mitochondrial. Bases 239 to 1306 code for a protein of 355 amino acids. The transcript has 7 exons. Gene Ontology annotation, cellular component: mitochondrial matrix. Gene Ontology annotation, molecular function: GTP binding; rRNA binding; ribosomal small subunit binding. The record is from RefSeq and is a predicted model, not a curated record. Lineage: Eukaryota; Metazoa; Arthropoda; Insecta; Hemiptera; Delphacidae. Gene Ontology annotation, biological process: ribosomal small subunit assembly.